This is a messenger RNA of Phycodurus eques (leafy seadragon), 2461 nucleotides long. RefSeq lists its product as uncharacterized. Bases 12 to 1226 code for a protein of 404 amino acids. The record is from RefSeq and is a predicted model, not a curated record. Lineage: Eukaryota; Metazoa; Chordata; Actinopteri; Syngnathiformes; Syngnathidae. The transcript is spliced from 2 exons.
CAUCAGUCACAAUGGAGAGAGAGUGUGUGAAAAUGUUGCUACUGACUUUGCGAGCCUACAUUGGAACCCGUUAUCGACUUCUUCAUCUUCUCCAUGACAUACAUCAACAGAGAUUACGUAACAGAAAGAAGGUGCUGUUAUGGCUCAUGUCAAGGAGAGCGACACCUUCCGUGUGGGUGCGUCCGCGUUCUCGGCACUGGUGGGACCAUGUUGUUCCGCAUUUCAGCCCUUCGCAGUUCCAGCAGAAUUUCCAUUUGUCCAGGAAGUCCUUUGAGUACAUCUGCAGUCGGGUGAGCCGUGCUAUGGGGAGGAGGGACACAAACUUCCGUCUGUCUAUUCCUUUUGAAAAAAGGGUCGCGAUUGCAAUUUGGAAGCUCUCCAACGGUGGUGGCUACAACACCAUUAGCCGUCUCUUUGGUGUGGGCCUGAGUACCGUGUGCAUGUGUUUGUGGGACUUUUGCAAUGCUGUCAUUAAGCUUCUGCUUCCCAUCCACAUCAGAUGCCCUGAUGCUGACAAAUUGGUGGAGAUGGCCACCUUGUUUCAUAGGACCUGGGGAGCACCCCAGUGUGUGGGUGUAAUCGGUGCUUGCCACGUUCUAAUAGCGACUCCAAAUGAGCACUCCCAUCACUACAGCAACAAGGAGGGUGGCCACUCUGUCGUUCUACAGGCCGUUGUGGAUGGAAAAGGACACUUUUGGGACAUAUGCGUUGACUCUCCAGGUAGUGUCUGUGAUUCCACAGUGCUACAGCAAUCACCAUUGUGGGAGCUCCUAAGUAAUGGGCGGUUGUUUGGUCAAAACAAAGUCAACAUCUCUGGCUGUGAUGUUGGCCAUUACCUCAUUGGUGGCCCAGUUUACCCUGCGGAGAACUGGCUCAUGGCGCCCUUCUGUGACACGGAACACUUGACUCCGGAGCAAGUUGCCUACAACUCACAACUGAACUGUGCACGGUCUGUUUUAAAGGCAGCCUUUGGGAGAUUGAGCGGGCGAUGGAGAUGCCUCACGAAGAAACUGGACGGCAAAGUAGAGCUUGCCAGGAAGAUGGCUCUAGUCUGCUGUGUGCUGCAUAACAUUUGUGAGGAACAUGGUGACGAGUUACAGGAUGCGCAGUCUGAAAUUCAUGUGAACAUUCCACCACCUGGUCUCCCUUCACCCAAGGAUUGUACCAAAGAAGGGCCUGAUGUUAGAACUGCAUUGCUGCAAUACUUUAGCAGGGACAAUCAAUGAAAUUCAUCUAGCCAUCCAAUUUAUAUACUGCUUAUCAUAUUCAGAGAUGCAGGGAGCUGAUGGCUAUCCCAACUGACUUUGGGCGAAACACUGCACACUAGACUCGUUGCCAAUGAAUCAAAGGAUACAUACUUGAUUACUCACAAAAAGCUAGUGAUAUUAGGCUUUCGUGGGAAAUUUCACUUUCACAAGUGAACUUCAUUUGACUGUCUCUAAACUUUGAAUGCACAUGUCCAACUCUUCAGUUUUUCAGAACUUUUUGCACACCGUGCUGUUCUCUAACAAGGAACUGAACUGAAAAAUUCACAAGUAAAUUUAUUUUGUUGCAUCUUCCAAAGACGUCCGCUUUUAUGCCUUUCUGUGACUCUCCGAGUCUCUCUGCUGGGGAUGCUCUGUGACACUCUUAAGCUCAGAGGCCACUUCCCUCUGAAAACAUCCGUUGUUGUCUUGGUCUCAUGAUGUUAAAAUGUGGAGAGCUUGAUGUGUGGGGCGGAGCAGAACAUUAAUUCAUCCAUCCAUUGAUCAAACAUACUGUUGAUUUUUGACAUUGUACUGUGCUUGUAUAAAAUAAACCCAAAACAUAAUCUAAUGACAGGCCAGUACACCAGUCCUUCCCUUUUACAGUAUAAAGUAGAUAUUCCAUACAUGCAUUUUCUGUACCGCUUAUCCUCACUAGGGUCGAGGGCGUGCUUGAGCCUAUCCCACCUAUCUUCGGGCUAGAGGCGGGCUAUACCCCGAACUGGUCGCCAGCCAAUUGCAAGGGCACAUAUAAACAAACAACCAUUUGCACUCAUAUUCACACCUACGGGCAAUUUAGAGUCUUCAAUUAACCUACCAUGCAUGUUUUUGGGAUGUGGGAAGAAACCGGAGUACCCGGAGAAAACCCACGCAGGCAUGGGGAGAAGAUGCGAACGCCACACAGUCGAACCCCGGUCCUCAGAACUGUGAGGCAGGUGUGCUAACCCAGUAGAUAUUGAUUAGCUCAAAUCUACCAUUACUGUAUGUAUCAUGCUGUUGCCCACUACUGCAAACUACAAUUUUAUGGACAAAUUCUUCAAUAAUGUCUUUGAGAGUGUCAUGUAAAACAGAGUAGUGUAUUACUUUAUCAUCUGUCAGCCACAUGUCAUCUUAAGCUAUGUCACAGGUUCCUUGUGGUAUUAAAAUCUCAACGUGGAGUUUCUGGUGCCUGUACCAACAUUUUUUGUUAUCGUUUAUGUUGUCAUUUUAACUUCAGU